Acanthosepion pharaonis is the source of this 1869-nucleotide messenger RNA. Lineage: Eukaryota; Metazoa; Mollusca; Cephalopoda; Sepiida; Sepiidae. The record is from the annotation of a GenBank genome assembly.
AUGCCACCUGCAUAUCCUUAUCUAUCUAUCUAUCUAUCUAUCUAUCUAUCUAUCUAUCUAUCAUAUGACCAUCUUCGUCUGUUUUCCCGACUUGUUAAUUUUAUUUCCGGCCCAAUCUUUCUUUUACAAUUCUUUUGCUUUUCUUUUUCAUUCUGGUCGGUUUUUCGUUUUCGUGUUUUUCUGUUGUUUCAUUUUCUCAUUUUGUACCGUUUUUCCUUUUUUUCCCUUUUCUUUUCUUUUUCUUUCUCAUUUUAUCCCCUUUUUCCUUCUUUUACUCUUCUUUUUUUCCUUCUCAGGCUGGUCCGUUUUUCGGUCUUGUACUCUUCUUUUUUUCCUUCUCAGGCUGGUCCGUUUUUCGUUCUUGUACUCUUCUUUUUUUUUUUCCUUCUCAGGCUGGUCCGUUUUUCGUUCUUGUACUCUUCUUUUUUUCCUUCUCAGGCUGGUCCGUUUUUCGUUCUUUUUUCUUUCUUUUUUUUUCCUUCUCAAGCUGGUCCGUUUUUUCGUUCUUGUACUCUUUUUUUUUUUUCUUUCUCAGGCUGGUCCGUUUUUCGUUCUUGUACUCUUCUUUUUUUCCUUCUCAGGCUGGUCCGUUUUUCGUUCUUUUACUCUUCUUUUUUUCCUUCUCAAGCUGGUCCGUUUUUCGUUCUUGUACUCUCCUUUUUUUUUUCUCAGGCUGGUCCGUUUUCGUUCUUGUACUCUUCUUUUUUUUUUCCUUCUCAGGCUGGUCCGUUUUUCGUUCUUGUACUCUUUUUUUUUUUUUCCCUCAGGCUGGUUCGUUUUACGUUCUUGUACUCUUCUUUUUUUUCCUUCUCAGGCUGGUCCGUUUUUCGUUCUUUUACUCUUCUUUUUUUCCUUCUCAAGCUGGUCCGUUUUUCGUUCUUGUACUCUUCUUUUUUUCCUUCUCAGGCUGGUCCGUUUUUCGUUCUUGUACUCUUCUUUUUUUCCUUCUCAGGCUGGUCCGUUUUUCGUUCUUUUACUCUUGUUUUUUUCCUUCUCAAGCUGGUCCGUUUUUCGUUCUUGUACUCUUCUUUUUUCCCUUCUCAGGCUGGUCCGUUUUUCGUUCUUGAACUCUUCUUUUUUUCCUUCUCAGGCUGGUCCGUUUUUCCUUCUUUUACUCGUCUUUUGUUUUUCGCUAUCAUUUUGUACCCUUUUUCGUUCUUUUAUUUUCCUUUUUCUUUCUCAUUUAUUCCCCUUUUUUUCUUCUUUCACACCCUCUUUUGUUUCCCUUUUUUCAUUCUGCUUCGUUUUUCGUUCUUUAACUCUUCCGCUGUUUUUCUUUCUGAUUUUGUUCAAUUUUUCCUUCUUUUUUUAUUUUUUUAUUCUGUCUUAGGCUACAAUCUGUUCCUUUCUCGUGUUGACUCUUUUUUUCUUUCUAUUAUCCCUUUCGCGCCCCUUUCUCAUUUUUUGCUCUUUUUCCUUUCUUUUAUUCUCCUUUUAUUUUCCUUUCUCAUUUUAGCUGUUAUGCCCAUUCUGUUACACCCCUUCCUUUUUUUUUCCUCAAUUUUGCUCUUUUACUCUCGUUUUUGUUCUUUGUAUUCAGUUCUUGACCAUGUUUCCUUCCCAGGCGCCCGGGGGAGGAUUGUGAUUUUAAUUUUGGAUGUAUUUGCUAAAUUAUGUUUCUUCUUCUUCUUCUUCUUCUCCUCCUCCUUCUUCUUCUUCUUCUUCUUCUUCUUCUUCUUCUUCUUCUUCUUCUUCUUCUUCUCCUCCUCCUCCUUCUUCUUCUUCUUCUUCUCCUCCUCCUCCUCCUUCUCUGCCUUUGCUGCAACAAAAAUAAUAUGCUCUAUCGAAAGUGCCGCUCCCCCAGGGGGUGCCGCCCAUGACCACCGUCCCUAUCGACCCCCAUCUUUGCAUGCCAAUGUUUCCAGCUAG